UAUUUUAAGCUUCACAUGCCAACAGUUCUGCUGCAGAAGUAAUUGUGGAUAGCAGAUCGUAACAACAGCUACAUAGAGACAAUAGAAAUGGAUUCCAAAACUUCAAGACCAACACCUGGAUGCCCAGCACCUGAAGACACUCCUUCAGGACUGGCCAUUUUUAAAACAAUACCAUAUGCCUUAAUCUUGCCAGAGCUGAUCUUUGGUUGCUGGGUCUGGAUCCUUGUAGCAGCUACCAAUGUGUAUUUCCCUUUGCUGCAAGGAUGGGUCAUGUACGUCUCGGUCAGCUCCUUUGUCAUCUCCUUCCUGCUCCUCCUGAGUUAUCUGUUUGGCUUCCAUAAAAACGUUGAAUCCUGGAAAAUUCUGGAUAGUCUUUACCAUGGAGCCACAGCCAUUUUUUACCUGAGCGCUGCUGUGUUGCAGGCAAAUGCAACAAUCCAUUCAGAGACUGAAGUGCCAAAAGUACAUAUCCCUCGCUACUAUCAGCUCAAUGUUGCAGCCACGUUCUUUGCCUUUAUCACUACACUGCUGUAUAUUUUGCACGCCUUCAGCAACUACUACCACUGAAAUGACAUGAGCUGGAGUUUGUAUACCCAGACAAACAGUUAACAUUUAAGAAGAUAAUUCAGUUGCAACUGAAUUCACCCAUCAGCUGGGGCCAUCGCACACGUGUUUGUUAAAACCUGUAUUUUAGCAUGCUACUGAGUUCUGUAUGUAAAACUACUCCAAUUAUUGUAAUGUGAUUCCUGAUUUCUCAUGCCUGUAAUUAUCCCAAAUCAUUAUUUUUUCCCCCUCAGAUCAAAGCCUCCAUAAAUAAUGUACAUAAAAUAGGGGGGAUUUUUGAACUUUCUGUCUUCAGUGAACUAUCUUCACAUUUCCUCUUCUGUGAAGGAAUUCUUGUUGGUUUGCUAUGGAAUCUUGCACAUAGUCGAAGAUUCUGGGUCAUAUUCUGAGGUGGUCAGUUUCUGGUUGACACGAACCAUAAAUGAAAUAGUGUAUAGCAGUGUUUCUCAACAUCAAAGUUGAAGUCCACACAAUCUUCAAGCUGCCAAGACUGAGAAACACUGCUGUAUAGUAUAUAUUAUAAUGCUACAUGACUCAGUGUGUGUGUCUUAAAAUUCAUCAUCCAAUCUCUUGCAAGUCACAGGAAAGGUUGUGUAGUGGUUGGCAACCCUGGAAAUUGUGUCUGUUUUCUAAUUGAUAAAGCUUCCAGAGAAUUUCGGAUUCCUCUGCAACACUGCUUGAAAACUAUUUCCCAUUUGGAUGCAACAAAUUAAUAUUUAGGCUACAGCAAAUAAUCUGUUGCCUCCAAAUGGCCUGGGGAAUAAUUACCAAGAUGUCUGGGAAGAGAAAUUCACACACAUUAUGGUAGCUGUGAUAUAAAUUAUUUUUAUCUCAUUAACUUUAUGUGUGAUUUCUAUCUUAAGUAAGUACGAAGCUAAAAUGGCAACAUAAUACAAAAUACCAUCUGUUUACCUACCUGCGUGUGCGUUCGCAUGCGCGCACACACACACACACACACACACACAGCAAGAUUCCUCCUGUGAACUGAAGAACACUCAUCUUGUCCUGAUGUUAACUAUGCUGUGCAAAUAGUAUCCCUUUUGGUAAUGUUGAUAUAUGUAAAAGUAUUCUGCUCUUUGUUAUUACAGUAUAUUGAAUGUUUGUUUUGAUGUAGAAACAUGAAGUAACUUAUUGGUAAACUUGUGUUUUUUAGUUCUGUUUUAUAACUGAUGUUUCAGUUAACUAUCUUUUGCCAAUGAAUAUAACUGACUUUCUCCCUUUGCUCAA
Molecule: messenger RNA, 1791 nt
Organism: Protobothrops mucrosquamatus (brown spotted pit viper)
Lineage: Eukaryota; Metazoa; Chordata; Lepidosauria; Squamata; Viperidae
Gene: MALL
Product: mal, T cell differentiation protein like
Exons: 4
Coding region: 88-567 (159 amino acids)
Biological process (GO): myelination
Cellular component (GO): membrane
Molecular function (GO): structural constituent of myelin sheath
Source: RefSeq, a predicted model, not a curated record